This is a messenger RNA of Fulmarus glacialis (Northern fulmar), 498 nucleotides long. Its product is annotated as DPY30 domain-containing protein 1-like. Gene Ontology annotation, cellular component: Set1C/COMPASS complex. Bases 1 to 498 code for a protein of 165 amino acids. The transcript is spliced from 5 exons. The record is from RefSeq and is a predicted model, not a curated record. Lineage: Eukaryota; Metazoa; Chordata; Aves; Procellariiformes; Procellariidae.
AUGGAGUCUCAGUAUCUGAAGAGAUGCCUGGGAAGUUGCUUGAAAAUGGGACUGGCCGAGGUUGUAGAGCAUCGGCCAGCAGAUCCAAUAGAGUACCUGGCACAUUGGAUUUACAAUUAUGGAAGAAUCUUAAAUGAAGAAAAAAAGAGAAUGUUGGAGAGGAUUGAGCUGGAACAAGAACGGGAGGCAGCCCUGGUAGAACUCAAAAUGUUAAGAAAAAUGGAGGAAGAAGAGCUAAUGAUCCAGCGGAAAUUUGAAGAACAACAUCAGGGUCAGUUGGAACAAGAACGUGAGGAGCUGGAACUGCAGAACGAAGAAGAUGAAAUGUUGUUACAACAGAAAGAUCAAGAGGAAAAUGAAAAGACGAUAGCUGAACUUACAGAUAGACCUGGAGCGCCUAAUUUGACCAGAGUUGAGGAGCUAGAUGAGAAUGGACAGUUUGAGAGUAUAACAGAUCUCAUGGCAGAAUCAGAACAAGAAGGUUCCCAACUGAUCUGA